Molecule: messenger RNA, 447 nt
Organism: Helianthus annuus (common sunflower)
Lineage: Eukaryota; Viridiplantae; Streptophyta; Magnoliopsida; Asterales; Asteraceae
Product: cold shock domain-containing protein 3-like
Exons: 1
Coding region: 1-447 (148 amino acids)
Molecular function (GO): nucleic acid binding; zinc ion binding
Source: RefSeq, a predicted model, not a curated record
AUGGGAAAAUUUUCGAAAUCUGAGGAUAACAAAAAAGAGACUCAUGUGGAGUCAUCGGGCAACAAGAAAAGGAAGUCUUCGAACCUAAAGAUAGGCACCCAAGUCAGCUAUGGAAGCUCUAAAGCAAACAAAAGAAGGGAAGUGAACCCGCCCCAUGGCAGGAAAGCUUAUGGAGCCGCUAAAGAGGCCGGUGGUAAGGUUUAUUUGGGAAAUAAGCCAAGAUGCGAGGAAUGCAAUUUUUACCAUGAAGGUCGAUGUCUGAGGCCUAAGUGUGGAAAGUGUAGAAAGGAAGGGCACAACAAGGAUGCCUGUUGGGCGAAGGAUCCAGACGGUAGAGAUAAUGGGAAAUCUCCAGGCUGCUACAGGUGUGGUGAAAUAGGGCACUUUAGGAAAGAUUGCCCUAGGAAGAACCAAGUAAGAAAGGGUCUUCACGAUCGGAGCUCGUGA